Paramecium tetraurelia is the source of this 1011-nucleotide messenger RNA. RefSeq lists its product as uncharacterized. NCBI's taxonomy places the organism in Eukaryota, Ciliophora, Oligohymenophorea, Peniculida, Parameciidae. Gene Ontology annotation, biological process: mitotic cell cycle phase transition; regulation of cyclin-dependent protein serine/threonine kinase activity. Gene Ontology annotation, molecular function: cyclin-dependent protein serine/threonine kinase regulator activity. The transcript has 2 exons. Gene Ontology annotation, cellular component: centrosome; cytoplasm; cyclin-dependent protein kinase holoenzyme complex. The record is from RefSeq and is a predicted model, not a curated record.
AUGCUUCAAGAGCAGUACAGAUUCUUUGGUAAGGAAAUAGUCAAUUCUUCUGGUGAAUUUUAUAAGGAAAACAUUGACAGGAAUAAAUCAAAGCAUUUAACAGUGCUACCUAGAUAUUUAAAACUGAAUUUAUGGUGUGGGGAAAAGGAAAACUAGAUGGAAGAGGAGCCCAAUAUUAAUUAAUUGUGUCAAUUUGAUUAAUAGAUAAUAAAGGAUCCAUAGUUUACACCAAUAUACAAUUAAGAAAUAUUUUAAUAUCUAUUAAGUUAAGAACAGAAAUAUCUAGUUAAUAACAAUUAUAUGAAUGAACAGCAAUAACCAGACUUAAAUGCAAGAAUGAGAUCUAUUUUAGUUGAUUGGUUAGUGGAUGUCCACCUUAAAUUUAAAUUAAGGGAUGAAACCUUAUAUUUAACAUCGUAUUUAAUUGAUAGAUUUUUGAAUAUUCAAAAAACAACUAGAUAACAAUUAUAAUUAGUAGGAGUAGCUUCGUUAUUUAUAGCUUGUAAAUAUGAAGAAAUAUACCCCCCAGAUCUAAAGGAUUUUGUUUAUAUAACUGAUAAUGCAUAUACAAAACAGGAUGUUUUGGAUAUGGAAGGUCAAAUUUUAUAGACUCUAGGUUUCUCAAUUACUCAACCAUCUAGCUAUAGUUUCCUAUAGAGAUUCGGCAGAAUAGCCGGAUUGGAUACAAAAAAUUUAUUUUUGGCCCAAUAUUUAUUGGAACUGUCAAUAGUCGACAUCAAAUUCAUGAAUUAUAAACCAUCUUUCUUGACCUCUGCAGCUAUUUAUUUAGUCCAUAAGAUAAGAAAGACUCCUUAAUCUUGGAAUGAAGAGAUGCAAAGCACAACAGGAUACAAUGAAUAAGAACUAAGAUUUUGUGCUAAAGAAAUGUGUUUGGUCCUUCAAUCUUCAGAUAAAUCAAAUCUCUAAGCAGUAAGAAAGAAGUUUGCUUAGCCAAAAUAUCUAGAAGUUUCUAGAAUCAGAGUUGAAAGACAAACUAAACCAUAAAAAUGA